AUGGGUGUUUUCAACCCCAAUCACAAGGAUCCUCAUAAACAAGGCCUUGUGUCCCUCUCAAGCGGCAGCAAUGUGUACACGGAUGUAUACCUCUUCUGCGAGCGCCUGCGAAUGUACAAGGAUCUCGACUCCUACGCCUUGUCGCAGCACUAUAUGUCUUUCCUUGCCGGCGGAGCUCUACAGUGGUUCAUGAAUGAACUUUCCAUCGAGCAGAAGGAUCGCCUUAUGAAUAGUGAUCGUGAUCGCAGCUUUAGGAACGAUAGCCGCGACCGCGACCGCAGCUAUCAGCGAGAUCACUACCAACGCGAUCGAGGCCUUGACCGCAGAGACCGCAGCAACCCCAGCAGCGACUUACGGGCCAAGGAAAGGCGAGAGAGCCGCCCCAAAGAUCCUCAGCGCAAUGAGCGAAGCGGCGGCUAUGAGAAAAAGGUCCGCUUUGAGAAAAAUUACCUUGCCAGCGAGGAUGAAAACAAGCAAGAUGCUCCAGACGACAAGAAAACCGCCAUUUCCGACAACGAUGAAGCCAGUGAUAAAGCCCAGUAUCUUUGGGAACAGUCGCGAGCGCUAUCGCAGGAAAUCCUCGAGCCACAGCCGCUCGAGCCGCCAUCGCACAAUGCCCCUUUCGGCUACUCAUAUCUUCGCAUCAAGAUCAAGGCAGCUCCCACAGGACCAGAGACCGAGGUCUGUGCGGAUUCCGGAUGUGGCAACCCCCUGAUUGACAGAAAGCUUCUCAAGAGCUUCGAGCACACCAUUGAGAAGAAGCCUCCAACGCCAAUUGCAGGCAUCAGCGGCAGUGUCCGCUGCACAGACUGGGCCACGUUCUCCUUCUAUGCAGAAGGAAAGAGGGCUGACGGCAGCAGCGCCGGCAUAGCUAAAUUCACCAGUUCCGCUUGGGUGACUACCGUGGAACCAGGAGCCUUGCUAGGCAAUGCCUUCCUCAAGCCGUAUGUUGGAAACAUCCACUACGACAAGGAAGUCGUUCAAAUAGGCCUCCUCGACGACUUCGAUCAGAGAAUGCGAGGAAUCGGGCUACUUCGCUGCAGCCUCAUGGAAAUCAGCUCUGACAGCUUUGACAAUGGCCACAGCGGCAAGAGCAGCUCCAACAGCGGCCUUGGCCCCAGCAACUUCUGCAAUGACGAUUGA
Messenger RNA from Hirsutella rhossiliensis, 1143 nucleotides. RefSeq lists its product as uncharacterized. The coding region runs from base 1 to 1143 and encodes 380 amino acids. The transcript has 4 exons. NCBI's taxonomy places the organism in Eukaryota, Fungi, Ascomycota, Sordariomycetes, Hypocreales, Ophiocordycipitaceae. The record is from RefSeq and is a predicted model, not a curated record.